UGGACCGGACUGUGACAAUGAGAGGGACGAUUCUGGUUCUGUUCUGCUGGGCCUACGCGGUGCAGGGGAUUGUGAGAAUCCCCCUGCAGCGCUUGCCGUCCGUGCGCACCCAGCUGCGUGAGGCCAACCGUCUGGAGGAGUUUGUGCGAGAACACCAGCAUGAUAUCUUCCAGCGCACCUACGUGCAGUGCUUCCCCCCCGGCACCCAGUCCCUCGCUAAGAGCCGCAGCGCUGAGAAGCUUUAUAACUUCAUGGAUGCUCAGUACUUUGGUCAGGUGAGUCUGGGUACACCUGAGCAGAACUUCACUGUGGUGUUUGACACGGGCUCAGCUGAUCUGUGGGUCCCCUCCUCCUACUGCGUCAGCCAGGCAUGUGAUAAUCACGAAAAGUUCCAGGCCUUUAAGUCAAGCUCCUAUAUCCAUGAUGGGAAAGCGUUUGGCAUCCAUUAUGGCUCUGGACGUCUGAUGGGUAUAAUGGCAAGAGAAGUCCUAAAGGUGGGUUCCAUCACUGUGAAGAACCAAGAGUUCGGGGAGUCUGUGUUUGAGCCCGGGUUCUCCUUCGUCAUGGCCAAGUUCGAUGGCGUGAUGGGGAUGGGCUACCCAGACCUGGCCGAGGAGAUGGGGGCUCCUGUGUUCGACAGCAUGAUGGCGCAGAAUCUGGUGGAACAGCCCAUAUUCUCCUUCAAACUCUUCAAGAGUAAGUCCUCUUCCGAGGGAGGAGAGCUUCUGAUAGGGGGAGUGGACGAGUCCAUGUACACAGGCCCCAUUAACUGGGUGCCUCUCACUAUUCACAGCUACUGGCAGAUCAAGAUGGACAAAGUGAAAGUUCAGGGUGUAGAUAGUUUCUGUUAUGGCUCUAAACCUUGCCAGGCCAUUGUGGACACAGGCACCUCCCUCAUUGCUGGACCAACUAAUGAAAUUGUUAUUCUGAACGAGCUCAUUGGAGCUACACCUACCUCUAUUGGAGAAUACUUGGUUGACUGCCAUCGUGUGUCAAGUCUGCCAGCGGUAACUUUCGUACUGAAUGGCGUGGAGUACCCCAUCUCUGCUGAGUCAUAUGUCAGACGGGAGACGCUGGGUGAUAGAGAAAUCUGCUUUAGUGGGUUUUCAGCAGUGGAUCUCCCAACUCCCAUGGGACCAGGCUGGAUUCUGGGAGAUGUAUUUCUCUCCGAGUACUACAGCAUCUUUGACCGUGGUCAGAACCGCGUGGGUUUCGCCAAAGUCCGACCCUGAUUCGGGGACCUGAUCAGAUCACUGUCACAAGAGCAUCUCAUUUGUGAUAUGUAAAUAAAUUGCAUUACCAUUAAUGUU
This is a messenger RNA of Sardina pilchardus (European sardine), 1310 nucleotides long. It is a transcript of the gene nots, whose product is annotated as nothepsin. Bases 18 to 1232 code for a protein of 404 amino acids. Gene Ontology annotation, biological process: proteolysis. Gene Ontology annotation, molecular function: aspartic-type endopeptidase activity. NCBI's taxonomy places the organism in Eukaryota, Metazoa, Chordata, Actinopteri, Clupeiformes, Clupeidae. The transcript has 9 exons. The record is from RefSeq and is a predicted model, not a curated record.